Onthophagus taurus is the source of this 997-nucleotide messenger RNA. Its product is annotated as ras-related protein Rab-34. The record is from RefSeq and is a predicted model, not a curated record. Gene Ontology annotation, molecular function: GTP binding; GTPase activity. NCBI's taxonomy places the organism in Eukaryota, Metazoa, Arthropoda, Insecta, Coleoptera, Scarabaeidae.
UGUCAACUUAAAUCAUUUUUCGCCGAAAACAAUUUUCAAUCUAAUUUCCUCGAAAGAGUCAUCAUUUAAAAUUUUGUAACAAGAAUUAAUUGGUUUUAAUAGCUUUAAUUAAUCUUUUUGAAUUGUUUUGUCGUACGUGAGCACACCUGCUUGUUGAACAUGAAAAAAGGCAUACUAAAAAUGGUAGCUCAGGAAGUGGAUAAUCGACAAAUUUUAACUAUUCCACCGCCUUAUAAAAAGGAUUCAACGCCUUAUAAACAAAAAGAUUUUUGUGAUAUAACGAGGGAAAUGUGCUUUCAGUACGGGCAAGAUAUCAUUUCGGAAUUAAAAAUUUGUAAAGUUAUUAUUGUGGGUGAUUUAUCUGUAGGAAAAACUUGUAUUAUUAAUAGAUUUUGUAGACAAAUUUUUGCCACCGGAUAUAAGGCUACGAUUGGGGUUGAUUUUGAUGUUGAAAGGUUUGAUAUUUUAAAUGUGCCUUUUCAUUUACAGAUUUGGGAUACAGCUGGACAAGAAAGAUUUAAAUCAAUAGCCCAAUCUUAUUAUAGAAGCGCUCAUGUUAUAAUAGUAGUUUUUGAUUUUACCUCAAUUGCAACAUUAGCCCAUUGCAAAAAAUGGCUGGAAGAAGCUUUGGAUGCAUCAAUGGACAUGGAUCCUUUCUUAUUCCUCGUUGGAUCAAAAAUCGAUUUGGUGUCAAACGCAGCUUAUAACAACAUAGAACAAUCAGCGAUGGAUUACGCUAAAAAGUUAGAUAUGGAAUAUUGGCCAGUUUCCUCAAGAACUGGAGAUAACAUCUCAAAAUUAUUUUUGCGAAUCGCCAGUUUAUCUUUUGAUAAAAUUAUUUCUAACGAAAAAUUGGAUUCAUUAAUUCCAUCUAAGCCAAUUGUGUUCAAUCAAAAAUCCGUUGAUGAUGAGAAAAAAUUAAUUGGAAAAUGUGUUGAUGCAAAAUGCAAGAAUUUUUAAUUAACAUUAAUAACAAAGAUAUAUAAAUAAUAUAUAA